ACACAUUUUAAGUAUUAAAGUGAAAUAAAGACAGUAGCAAUACCUAUAUAUAUGUACACCCACAAACUAAUAACAUAUUGCUUUUCAUUUUUUCAUAGGACCCAUUGAAUGUUGUCCAUAGGAAUCAAUUAGUUACUUGAUAUAAUUAUUCAUUUAGUCCUUGCCAUUUUUAUAUUUAAAAUAAUUUAUUCUAGUGCUUACUCAUACUAUUUUAAUAUGUUUUAAUUUUUAUACAUUAUUAUUGUUUUAUAGUCGAGCCUCAAUGAACAAAAAGAGAUUAAAAACAUUAUAAAUAUAAAUUAAAAUAAACUAUUUUCAAGAAUGAGAACCCAAAAAAAAAAUCAAGUAUGUCUGUUUGUUUAUUCAGUGAGAUUAAAUGAAAUCUAAUAAUUCACAAAACAAACCUCAAUCCUGUAAAUGAAGAUUUUCAUAAAAAAUAUAUAUUUAUAGAAAUUAAACAAAAACAAAAUCAGAGUACUUAGCAGUAAUUCAUUUACUGUAUAUAGAGUAUGCAGGAGAGAGAAAUGAACAUUUAUGCUCACAUGCACAUGCAUAAGGACAACAUCAUCCUCGUGCAAUCAAUCACGCACGCUAUUAGGGUUAGGGUGACAAAUUGACAAGAAACUCACUCUUGCAUUUACCCCAUUUCAUAAGGGAUGUGUCCUUCUUUUUAUUUCCCUCUUUAACUUCUCCUUGCCAUUUGGUACCAUCCCUAACUACCCCAUCAUCAUCUUCAAUCUUCAUAUAUAUAAAUAGCAAUGUAUUAUACUGUAACUUCAAUCCCACCACCAUUCAUAUAUAGUAAUAUUAUCUAUCACACAACUUCACUUUCACUUUCCAAGUACCAUGUUUUACCCUUUGAGAGAACCUUCAUGUUGUUACACUCCAAUCAUAAAUCACAACAAAAACAACCCUUCUUGUGUUCUUUUUACUCUUUCAUCACAAAACAACAUCUAACAUCUUUUGUCAAGAUCAACUUAGAUUUACAACAUAGGUGCUUUAAAUUUUUCAUUGUUUUACUGUGAUUUUGGAUCCUUCUAGCUCUCAUUCAAGCACUAGCUUAGAGUUAUCUGUGCUGCCAAAAGGGUGAUCACACACACUACUGUCAGUGUUCUUAGCUUUCAGUUCAUGGUUUGUGAAUGCAUGGAUAAUUUGCUCUGUGAUGAGGUGUGGCUUUCAAAUUCUGAAAACACCUUUGAAGAAGAAGUUGGUGACUUUGUUUCACUCAAGAGUUAUGAAAACAAAGAGUUUGAAGAGGCUUUUGCACUGUAUCUAGAGAAGGAGGCUUCUUCUUUGCCAGAACAAGAUUAUGCAAAGUACUUGCACUCCAACAGUUUGUUUGUUUCUAGGUGUAGAGUUAUUCAAUGGCUUGUCAAGUGUGGAAGUCACUUUAAUCUUUCUUUUGGAACAGUUUUCUUGGCUGUUAAUUAUCUUGAUCGCUUUGUAUCCAUUUGUCAAAGCAAUGAUUGGAAAUACUGGAUGCUUGAAUUGCUUUCUGUUUCUUGCUUAUCAGUUGCCAUAAAGUUCAAUGAGAAGUCAGAACUUUCCAUGAAUGAAAUUCAGGUGGAAGGCUUGAAUUACUCAUUCCAAUCAAGUGUAAUUUUGAAGAUGGAGUUGAUCCUAUUGAAGGCAUUGGGGUGGCACCUUAACUCUGUGACCAGUUAUUCUUUUGUGGAAAUUGUGGAUAACGAUUUCUUGGAAUCUCAUCUUUAUCAGAAGCUUAUUUCACCUGCCACUCAACUCCUUCUCCAAGCUACUUUAGAUCAGAAAAUGCUGGAAUUCAGGCCAAGCAUUAUUGGCAUAUCUGCAUUGUGGUGCACUCUUCAACACUUAUUUCCACAAACAUCAGAUACUUACAUUGCUUAUAUUAUGAGACUCUUGAACCAAAGUCAGAAGGAUGAUAUCAUAAAGUGUCAUGAGUUGAUGCAAAGACAGACUUCAUUCUGGUGUGAAAAUCAGCGCCAUUGCCCUUUAAGCCCAACAACAGUACUGUUGAACACAUCAACUCGCAUUUAUGAUGGCUAAAUCAAUCAAUGACUUCGUCUUUAUUUCUCAUCUUCAAACGCAUCCUUAACCUAUUCAAUUUUCUGAAAGAUUUUAAUGGUCAUAACCAGUGUAGUGAAUUAACCAUCACA
This is a messenger RNA of Vigna angularis (adzuki bean), 2135 nucleotides long. RefSeq names its product putative cyclin-D7-1. Gene Ontology annotation, molecular function: cyclin-dependent protein serine/threonine kinase regulator activity. Gene Ontology annotation, cellular component: nucleus; cytoplasm; cyclin-dependent protein kinase holoenzyme complex. Gene Ontology annotation, biological process: mitotic cell cycle phase transition; regulation of cyclin-dependent protein serine/threonine kinase activity. Bases 1129 to 2025 code for a protein of 298 amino acids. The record is from RefSeq and is a predicted model, not a curated record. The transcript is spliced from 6 exons. Lineage: Eukaryota; Viridiplantae; Streptophyta; Magnoliopsida; Fabales; Fabaceae.